GACAAAGAGUAAUGAAAACACACAGCUUAAAUGCCUGACUUGCAAUUUUAUUGGUGCACAUUUAUUGGAUAUUUAAAUUGGGCGUGUAUUCAUGAAAGGCUCACUGGAGCAUCAUUUUACUCUUCCACCAUUACAUCAUUGGCAUGAUAAACUGCCAUUUUGUACAAGAAAGCACAUUGAAAUACUCAGUUGAGCUGUUAGAGUGAGAGGUGACUCCACAGAUAGAGACAGGAUGGUUUUGGGCACUCUUUUCUAAAGAGGUUUGAUGACCGAGAUACGCCUUGUCAGAAGUUUGAGUUGGUGACCUCAAAGGGAAAAAGAGAGUGAGGUAAGGGAGCGGAGAGAGAGAGGGAGGGAGGGUUCAGAACCCAUGUUCUAGGAGUUGAGUGGAGGAGAGAGGAAAGAAGCCACCCGAAAGACUAACAGAUUAUACCCAGAUCUAGCCGGGGAAUAUCAAUACUUCUGGAGAAUAUAACGCUGGCAGAGCAAGUCAAUAAUUGAGUUUUAAAGUAAUAAUUGAGGCCAGGUAGCACCUGACACUGGUAGCAACAACAACAAAAAGAGAGGCAGAAAUUAAAACAAAGAAAUAAAGACAGAAAUUAGAUGGAAAUGCGCAGUGGAGAACAAGUGUAACAGGUGUGGCCGAUGGAGAGAAGCCGGAGGGACUAACAUCCUAAGAUGGCGGAACUCAGAGUGUGACUGUUGGUGAGGAGUUUCGCCUACGUGCCGCCUGGGGCCAGCUUACAGUUUUUGCUGUGAGAUUUUGCAUUUUAACCAAGAACCUUUGGGGUAUUUUCUACGAAGCUUGUAUAACUGCACGUCGAGAAUAACCUUCGCAACUGGACAGCCGCACAAUUGUGUCCAGACUGCAGUGAUGGAGGCUGCAGCUCUGGGAUCUCUGCUGAGUGGGAUCCUCCUGGCUGUAUCUGUGGUGCUUCUGAUUGGCCUGUGUGGUGGCUGCAGGCGGUCCGCACACCGCACGACUAUCCCAGAACACUUCACCGACGACUACAUACAACAGGACCACAACCCCCAUGGAUUCAGAGUUGUGAGACCUACAUGCACGGUUCUUCCUGUCUCCACCAGAAGUUCAGGAAAUUCCACCCACCUCCCUUUUGCCAGUUCUCCUAUGCUCGAAAUGCAUCGUUGUUCUUCCCACAUUCCUCGUGUAGAUGGAGGAAGCCCUACCACCUAUGCGAAUCCUGCCUCUCAAGAUGACGACUACAUCAAUGAAAACCCUGACAGUGACGAGGAGUACAACGAGAAGGGAGAAGGCUACAUAGAGGUGUUGGCAGAUCCGCCUGUAGCUGUGUCCAAUUGUAGAUCUCAGCAGAGCCUGGUGUCCACGCAGAGUUCAGAUCACGGUAAUUACGUUAAUUUGGCUGAGGAUGAUAACCGUUCUGACGGCAGCAGUCAAAACUACAUUAACGUGGAAGCUGGUGGAGAGUGCUAUAAGCUUUCCCCAGGGGUCUCCCUUGAUAAUGUGGACAGUGACAACAACAGCAACUCAGACUACGUCAACACACGCGAGUUCAUUGACGAUACCACCCCUUCCCAAUAAGAGAGUUACCAGUGAAGCAUUAUAUCUGAGCCUGUUCUGCUAUACAGACCGUGGUGUGAUUUACCUGCAUAAGACGUAAACAAUGGUAUGCAGAACUGAAAUGACUCCAUGGGAAGCCAUUUGCAGGAACUGUUUUUUUUAUUUUUUUUAUUUUUUAAAAUCUGUUUAAUGUUAAAUAUUGUUAUUAUAUUGAUGACAUAAAGUCAGAUCAAAAAUAUUUCUGUAAUUUAGAAUGGGUCAUUAUGGGCAGAAAUUAGUGCAACAGUUUGAAUUGCAACUAUUUAAAUAUGUAAUGUUAAAGCUGAAUUAUUGCACUUAAAAAUGGAAUUUGUAUUCAAACUGAAUUUGUGUUUCACUAUUUGAAACUGAAUGUAAUGGUUUGAAAUUGAACUCGGUCUUUAUGCAUUCAAUUUGCACUCUUCAUUUCAACUUAAAAAUUCAACUUCAAUGUGCUCAAAUAAUUGCACCACAAAAGGUUAUGCCAUUCAAAUUCACUUUCUGUUGGCACUGAUCUCUGCCCAUGCAUAAUUUUAAAACAUUUUGUUCCCGCCAUUCUUCAUGGAAACUUCUCUUUUGAGUCUACAUAAUUAAAUGCAUUAGAGAUCAGACAUAAAUCAGAAGGAAGAGACAGAGGCAGACAGUUGUAUUUGUAAGUAAAGAAAAUCCUUUUAGAAACAGUUGUUGAUGACACUUGAGAAUGUUGUAUAAUAAUGUUUUUAUUAAUCUGAUAGUAAUAAUUUACACAUUUUGAUUGAUAAAGCAGUUGAAUUUUGUAUUGACAUGGGAUUUUUCAGUUUUGUUUGCUUUGUCUUAAAGUAGUUUCUUAUAUUUUAUUCUGUUUUAAUGUCUAAAAUAAAAACAUAAAAACUA
This is a messenger RNA of Anguilla anguilla (European eel), 2431 nucleotides long. It is a transcript of the gene lat, whose product is annotated as linker for activation of T cells. The record is from RefSeq and is a predicted model, not a curated record. The transcript has 13 exons. Gene Ontology annotation, cellular component: membrane. NCBI's taxonomy places the organism in Eukaryota, Metazoa, Chordata, Actinopteri, Anguilliformes, Anguillidae. Gene Ontology annotation, biological process: signal transduction. The coding region runs from base 875 to 1561 and encodes 228 amino acids.